Messenger RNA from Ipomoea nil (Japanese morning glory), 2064 nucleotides. RefSeq names its product probable arabinosyltransferase ARAD1. NCBI's taxonomy places the organism in Eukaryota, Viridiplantae, Streptophyta, Magnoliopsida, Solanales, Convolvulaceae. The transcript has 2 exons. The coding region runs from base 632 to 2047 and encodes 471 amino acids. Gene Ontology annotation, molecular function: glycosyltransferase activity. The record is from RefSeq and is a predicted model, not a curated record.
UACUUGUCUCUUACAUUGUUAGUUACAACGUGAAAGUGAAAUGUUUGUUGGUAGUUAUUGUCUCCGAUGAUAAGUUAGCUUCCACCAUAGCUUUCCAGAACAGAGCUACGAGCGCGCUUCUUCCUAGAGGCUUCCUAUUCCCCCGCGCAUUAAACAAUUCCAUUAUUUUCUUCACAUUUUUUCUGUUUUCCUUUCACUUUCUGCGCAGAGCUCACAAGAAAGAAAAGAUAAACUAAUUCAUAUAUAUAAAAGACAGAAAGACGAAUCUGAAGAAGACUGAACCAUCCAAAGUCUUGCUUGUAACCAUCUUCUCCGCCUCUCUUUUAUGCGGUCUGAAUAAAAAGUUCUGGGCUGUAUCUAAUCUGGGUGUUCAUUUUCUUGGCUUUUUUUGCUACACAAUUAUAGGUCAAUACACCUUUUUCCUCCAUUGUUGUUGCCCAUUCCUGUUCUUAUUCCAUUUGUCUGCCUUGCAGUUUUUGAAAGCCCAUGAUUUGUUUGUUAAAAUGCUCCAAAAAUAGGAGAUUGAUGAUUUACAUUACAUGGCUUUUAGGAUGAGCAAAAGGGGGUUGGAGAAAUUGGAAGCUUUUAGAGAGGAUAUUUGAGGUUGUUUCUUGCUGGUUAAGGAUUGAGAAUGGCAGAGAGGAAUGUGCAUUCAAUGGGGAUUUUUGGUAAAAAGUCAUUGCUUUGUCUGUUCAUCAUCACAUCCAUUUUGUUCAUGGGAUCUUGGUUUUUUGUGUUGCAUUCUGCUUACAGGCCUAAUCUUGUUGACCUUAGUUUUUCCCCCAACUCCAAACUUCUAGCUAUAGCAGAACAAACCCUAACAGAGAAUAUUGAGGAAGGAAUAGGAGCAGACAAGCAUAGUUGUAGUAAAACCCUCAAGGUGUUUAUGUAUGAUUUACCCCCACAGUUUCACUUUGGGCUAUUGGGUUGGAAGCCUGAGGGAAACAGUGUUUGGCCUGAUAUAAGAGCCAAGGUGCCAUCCUAUCCUGGAGGGUUGAAUGUGCAGCACAGUGUGGAGUACUGGCUCACACUGGAUCUUCUGGCUUCAGAACUUGCUGGUGAUCUGAGUGGUCGAAGCGCGGUGAGGGUGCGCAAUUCAAGCGAGGCAGAUGUGGUUUUCGUUCCUUUCUUUUCCUCGAUCUGCAUGAACCGGUUCUCCAGGCUGAAACGGCUCCAGAAGGUUGAUGCAAACGUGUUGCUUCAGGAAAAACUGGUGACUUUCUUGACGGCUCAAGAGGAAUGGAAGAGGUCAAUGGGGAAAGACCAUAUCAUUCUUGCCCACCAUCCUAAUAGCCUGUUGGAUGCCAGGAACAAACUGUGGCCUGCAAUGUUUAUUCUGUCGGAUUUCGGGAGGUACCCUCCCUCCAUAGCUAAUGUCGAGAAAGAUGUGAUUGCGCCUUACAAGCACAUUGUUGGGAGCUAUGUCAAUGACACUUCUGAGUUCGAUAGCCGCCCUAUUUUGCUGUUCUUUCAAGGAGCCAUAUAUAGAAAAGAUGGUGGAUUUGUUAGGCAAGAGUUAUUCUACAUGCUAAAAAACGAGAAAGAUGUGCACUUUGCAUUUGGGAACAUUCAAAAGGAAGGCAUAAAGCAGGCAACCCAAGGGAUGCACACCUCCAAAUUCUGCCUAAACAUUGCAGGUGACACUCCAUCAUCAAACCGCCUGUUUGAUGCCAUUGCCAGCCACUGUGUUCCAGUCAUCAUCAGUGACGAAAUAGAGCUUCCAUACGAAGAUGUUCUUGACUACUCAGACUUCUGUGUAUUUGUUCGCACCUCGGACGCCCUCAAGGAAAACUUCCUCUUAAACAUGAUCAGAGGCAUUGGGAAAGAAGAGUGGACUAGAAUGUGGAGUAGGAUAAAAGAGGUAGAACCCUUGUUCGAGUAUCGGUACCCUUCACGGGGGAAUGAUGCUGUCCAAAUGGUCUGGCAGGCUAUUGCUCGCAAGGUUCCUGCUGUUAAGUUGAAAAUACACAGGAACUGGAGAUAUUAUCGAACGCCUGUUUCAUUGGAUCAUUCUGCUUCUCCUCGUCUGCCAAGCAACUUUUGGUGAAGUCAAUAGGUUCUUUU